AUGGGACAUCACCACGAGAAUCAUCCGGUGUACAACCACCGUGAGGCGCUGCUGAUUCAGCGGCGUAUAGUGAGCUUCCUCCUGGUGUUCUCCGUCAUGGCCGUUGCUUUCGUUAUCUUAAUCGCAUCUGUGCAGACAAGAGAAGCGAGUUGCCAGACGCGAGCCGAGGUCGCUAUUUACAGCAUGGCUGCACGACCAACUGAGGACAAUGACACCCUCAUUUCCUCGAUCAUUGUCGCACUUAAAGAAAGGGGCGUUCAGUUGGAGUUGGCGGAUGAGGAUGAUGAAGUGUAUGCGACGCGGCAGAUCGACGUGCUCGACACAGCCGAGAGGACGCUGUGGGCCUCCGGCUUCCGCCUCUUGCGCUGGACGGGGGCGAACAAUGUGUUGUGGCAGUUGCGAUUCCUCGACCAAAGCCUGUGCCAGACAGGCCGGGGGAUCUCCAUGGAGGCCCUGCCCAAUGUUGACUACGAGAAGGUGACGCACAAGGUGAGGUCGGUUGGCGGUAAUAACGGCAACCGGGCGUUUCUGUACGAGGUUAACGUGAUGACAAAGGACAAGAAGAGAAUCACGACAUUCCCACAACUGCAGUCCCUGUUCCCCGGGUUCAACGCUCAGGUGGCGUCCCCGCGCAUGGUGGUGACGAGGUCGUUCCGCCGCCUCCGUAACUUUGCCGCCGACUUGUACCACGGCGAGACUAUGAUGGACAUCGAGCUGCGAGUGGAGAUGUGGGGGCGACCGGACGGGAACGCUCUUUUCUGGCGUGUUCAGCUGUUGUCAAGGAAUAUUUUAGCCGAGAUUAAUCUGAAGGAGAUUUAUAAUGUACUAGCGGAGGUUCUACAGAGCAGGAAUAUCAUGUGUGAUAGGGAAGGCUGCGGGAAUGCAUACGAUGACGCAUUCCUCCAGUAG
Molecule: messenger RNA, 909 nt
Organism: Trypanosoma grayi
Lineage: Eukaryota; Euglenozoa; Kinetoplastea; Trypanosomatida; Trypanosomatidae
Exons: 1
Coding region: 1-909 (302 amino acids)
Source: RefSeq, a predicted model, not a curated record